AUGUAGCCCAAUCAAGGGGCUUGUUUAACUCGUCUCCAUAUGAGCUCUCGAAGACUCCUAUUAGUUUUAGUGGUAUGUGGGUUGGCUAGUUCAUGUACAGCUCAGAGUCUGAUUAAUAGGGAUAACUACACCUAUUUUAAUGUAUCUGGUUGCUUGGCAUUCUUUGCUCGUUCGAUAUCCGUAAAAUUCGUUAGCGGUAAAGCAGCCAGUAUCGUCCCUAUACCGGCUAGUUCAUUGUCACUUUCUCCACUCAGUAAAUGCUCUGAUCUAAAAUCGCUGCUCGUUUUUACAUCAUCAAAUGUUAAUGAAAUCUCCGACCUUAAUGUCAGCUUGGGUUUUAUCAAGUCUGGCCGUUAUUGGAGUGUGUCUGAAUCAUCUGUUAGUAUCAAGUGUCAACCGGGUUCCAAAUCAUGCGUCAAUGUAGCUGGAAAUCCCUUGGUUAUGAAAUGGGCUGGAGCCCCUAUCAAUCUUGGUUACAAGUGCACUAAGCCUUCAGCUGCACCAGUAAUCUUACCGUCAGAUUCUGGGAAUUCAGUUUCUCUUCAGUUUGCUAGCAUCCAAGUUCAACCAUUCGGCGUAAAAGAUGGUGUGUUUGGUGAUGUCACAGAUUGUGUCGGGUACUUCAGUAUUGGUGUUUGGUCAUCGCUGAUUGUUUCCAUUCUUUUGGUUUCUAUUUUAACAUAUGGUUUAGUUAUGUUGGCAUCUGUACAGCCUAGUGAAAUAUAUGAAGAUCCUAAAAAGAAAAUGAUUCAGCUUGGUGCUGAUAACUAAAAAACACAAGUUUUGUUCAAAGGGUGAUAGAUAUUUAUCUAAUAUAGAUUUUGGUUCUGUGUUUUCAAGCAUAAUCCCUUUUGUAUUUACAUACAAAACUAGCUAUUCUUCUUGAUUUACUUUUUCUCUCAAUAAUGUUGCUGUGUUGUGUACAAGUCAUAUAUUUAUUAAAGCUCCAUUUUGUCUUCUAUUUAUUUCUCACUGUUGAUUGAUCAGAAAUAUAAAAGAAUCGAAUC
This is a messenger RNA of Schistosoma guineensis, 1007 nucleotides long. The record is from the annotation of a GenBank genome assembly. NCBI's taxonomy places the organism in Eukaryota, Metazoa, Platyhelminthes, Trematoda, Strigeidida, Schistosomatidae.